Messenger RNA from Panicum virgatum (switchgrass), 3296 nucleotides. Its product is annotated as protein FAR1-RELATED SEQUENCE 5-like. The record is from RefSeq and is a predicted model, not a curated record. Gene Ontology annotation, biological process: regulation of DNA-templated transcription. Gene Ontology annotation, molecular function: zinc ion binding. Bases 274 to 3105 code for a protein of 943 amino acids. The transcript is spliced from 8 exons. NCBI's taxonomy places the organism in Eukaryota, Viridiplantae, Streptophyta, Magnoliopsida, Poales, Poaceae.
GCGUGAAUUGGGGGGUUUCGUUUAUUUUUUUCCAAAGUAUACGGUGUCAUGGAAUUGAGGAAUACGGAGCGUAGGGUCCCGCAAGCGGAUUAAAGAAAAAAGAAGUAAACAAGAACUCGGCUUCUUGUAGCCCACUCAUCGAAAUAUCUAGAACAGCGGUACUGUGCAGCUACUAAAGAAGUAAACAAGGACUCGAUUUCUUGGAGGCCGCUCCUCGAAAGAUCUGGAACAUGGGUACUGUGCAGCUGCCCACUAAUCUCGCACCUCAACGCCAUGGGGGAGGAAGGGGGUUUCGCAGGCACAUUCGAUCUGGAGCUUUCGCCGAUGGGUCCCGGGCUUAUCGGCGAGGAAGAACCCGUACCUGGGGGGAGAAUCGAAUGGGCAUGGAAGAACAGGUACGCCAAAGCACAAUCUAUGGUUGGAGUUGAGUUCAUCGGAUCUUUGUUCGGCGAACAAGUGGACCUUAAUGCUCCAACUACAGGGCUGCUUAGCUCUGUAGUCAUCGAUUUAAACGAGGAGCCGUCAGGGGAUCUUAAUGCAGUGUUGAUGGAAGCCCAGGGAGAAGUUCCAGAUGCUGCACGAAUGGACAAAUCGGAUGUGCAAGAGGGAUUAGAAAGUGAAUCAAGUGCUGUAUGUGAUGUCUCUGAAGAUACCACAUAUGCGGGAUAUGAAUCAGGAAAUGAGCAGCGGGAGUCAUCACUUGCCUCCAGCGAUUUUACCAACAAUGAGCAUCUAGAUGGAGGCAACCACACAGCUGCAGUUCAAAGUAGACAGGGUUGGAAGAAAAGACCUCGAGUAGGACAAAUUCCUGAUGAGCAGGAAGAAACAACAAUGAACCCAACAGCUCUUGAGAAAGCUCUGAAGAGCUAUGCAAUCCGGAAAAAUGGCUUAGUUGUGCAACCUACUGUUGGUACUCAUUUCGACUCCAUGGCUGAAGCCUUCGAAUUCUACAAUUUGUAUUCAUGGCAAAUAGGAUUUGGUAUCCGUUAUGACCGAAGCCGUCGGAACAGCCAAAGAACCAAGACAAUCCAGGAUAUUGUUUGCGGCUGUGCUGGUAAACCAAGGAAGGAAAACAGCAGGUCAUCACGUUGUGGUUGUCCUGCUAUGAUGCGUAUAGCACGGUCUAAUUCCGGGGGAUGGUAUGUUAAGGAACAUAUUGCUGAACAUAACCACCAAAUGUCACAGUCAUUUGCUGAGAAACAACUGUGGAGAUCGCACAGGCAUAUUGACACACACACGAAACGUCUCAUCAAACAUUUACGAGAUAACAAUGUCAAUUUGAGCAAAGUGUUUUCUAUCAUAUCUAGUUUCUUUGGAGAUUAUGGGAAUGCUCCAUUUACUAAGAGGUCGGUGCGUUCGCUAUGUGCUAAGAUAGCUAGAGAUAACGCAACUGAUGAUAUAGGGAAGACCGUAGCUUUGUUCAGUAAGUUGAAAGAACAAGACCCCGACUUCACUUAUAGUGUCCAGUUGGAUGAUAAAUCUCGGGUUAGGACACUGUUGUGGACUAAUGGACGCAGCAGAAGGCAGUAUGCCUGUUUCGGCGAUGUUAUAACAUUUGACACAACAUACAAGACUAAUCUGUAUGACAUGCCUUUCGGGCUGUUCAUUGGAGUGAACAAUCAUUUCCAGAGCAUAGUGCUUGGUGGCGUCCUUAUGCGCAAUGAGACAAUCGAGUCGUUCAAAUGGAUCUUUACUGAGUUUGUACGCCUAAUGGGGGGUAAACAACCUGUUACAAUUCUCACAGACCAGAGCAAAGCCAUGGAAGCUGCAAUCAAAGAUGUGUUUCCUGAAACCACACAUAGAUGGUGCAGGUGGCACGUGCUGCGCAAAGCAAAGGAGCACCUUGGUGAUCUUUAUACAAGAAGAAGUGGCUUCAAGCAGGAGUUCCACAAGAUUAUUAAUAGCAUGCUUACGAUUGAAGAAUUUGAGUAUGCUUGGCAACUUAUGCUAGUCAAGUACAAGCUGCAGAAUAAUUCCUUCUUAUCUCAGAUUUAUGAAAAUAGAUCCAAAUGGGCAAAACCUUACUUCAAAGGGAAAUUUUGUGCUGGACAAACAAGCACUCAACGCAGUGAGAGUGGGAAUAGCAUGCUGAAACGGUAUGUUGGGAGUUCAUGUCCAAUGCAUCAGUUCGUCCAGAUGUAUCAGCAGCUUCAGUUUGAUCGGGAAGAGAAGGAGAGCAUUGAAGAACAAGCUUCUAAAUUGGAUGGGAGGCGUAUAAAGUACAAUAUACCAAUUGAAGCACAUGCAGCACGCGUGUACACACGUGCGAUGUAUGAGAAGUUUGGACAACUUAUAUUUGAAUCAGGUAAUUUUGUUGCAACUGAGAUUAUCCCACACAUGAGGUAUAAAACAAAGCAUGUCAGGGCUGACCGCCGUGAGAAAUGGGAGAAGGUAGAAUUUCAAAUUGAUGUCAUUAACAAUGGUGGAGAGUAUAUAUGUGAAUGUGGGCUCGCGGAGCACAUGGGAAUCUUGUGCCCACACAUUAUUAGGGUGCUUAUCCAGUAUGGUGUUCAAGAAAUUCCUCGGAAGCAUAUUGUGAAAAGGUGGACUAUGAAUGCAAGAGACAUGUUGCCGCCACACCUGGAGCAUUACCAAAAGGACAGGGCUGCUUUACAUUCUCAGACCCUCCGGCAUUCAAGCUUAUAUCUAGCUGCUCUAGAAGUGGUGGACCUAGGUGACUCAAACGUGAAAGCUUAUGAAAUUGCAAUGAAACACCUGCUGCAAGCAAAAUCAGAACUUCAGGAGCUGUCAGCUGAAAGAGAUGGGCUAUCAUUGUUGGAGCAAUGUGCUGAUCAAAGCACUCGUGAUGCUUGUGCUGCUCAACCUACUGAACCCAAUGUGGCCAGUAUGUAUCCACCAGAGAGACUAAACAAACGUGGUAGACCGUCAAAUUCUCGGGACAAGCCACCGUACGAGCAAGGCCGGAAAAGAGUCAGGUGUUACCGGACACAACAGGCAGCAGAGCAGUCCUUUGAGGUUGCAGGAACGACCACCAGCAGGAGGAAGAUCACAUGCAGCAGGUGCAAGUUACCAGGACACACGAAGAACUCGUGCAAGGGACCGGCGCCCCCCGAAUUCCUGCCAUUGGAUGGACAAAUAUGGUGAAAUGGAACCCAGUAUCAUAUUUUGCUAAUGUGAUUGUAACUUUUGCUGGCUGCCUAAUGGAUGUAUGACAUGAAAAUGUAAUAUCCAUGUGACAUAAACUGCAGUAAUGGUCAGUGGCAUUACUUUUGCGCUAGGUGUAAUAUGCAGUUGUCACUAAUGUGUAGGCACUUCACCAUGUGCACCUAUGUCAC